Molecule: messenger RNA, 2307 nt
Organism: Aphanomyces invadans
Lineage: Eukaryota; Oomycota; Saprolegniomycetes; Saprolegniales; Verrucalvaceae
Product: ribosome-associated GTPase EngA, variant 4
Exons: 12
Coding region: 29-1456 (475 amino acids)
Molecular function (GO): GTP binding
Source: RefSeq, a predicted model, not a curated record
GCUGGUCUUCAACCAUCAACUUUUUCCGAUGCUGCGGUUCCUGCGCUCGAGAGCGCUGCCGACGCUGGCUCCGCUCAAGUCGCACGUGCUAUUCUCGACGAAAAGCGCCCCACAACUCCCUGAGAGAGCGCGUAUUGCUCUUGUCGGUCGAACAAAUGUCGGCAAGUCCACGCUCUUCAACCGGUUGACCAAGUCACGCGGUGCUAUCGUGCACAACGUCCCCGGAACAACGCGCGAUCGCCGUUUUGCUGUGGGCUACUUGGCCGGACUCGAGUUUGACGUCAUCGACACGGGCGGUUUGGCAGAUGCACCCACUGGAAGCUUGGAACGGGGCAUGCUCGACCAAACGGAACGGGCUCUCCACGAAGCUGACCUAAUUCUGUUUCUAAUCGACGGUCGUGAAGGCGUCACAGAAAUCGACAAGCACUUCGCUCGGUGGCUUCGCAAAGCGGACCCGCAGUCUCCGAUCCAACUCGUCGCGAACAAGCUGGAAGGUGACGCCACGCAAUGGCUCGGCAACAUCCAUGACUCGUAUCAGCUGGGCAUGGGGGAGCCGUUGGUAAUCUCCGCUGAGCACGGAGAAGGUCUGACGGACCUCGUCCCCCUGCUUGAACCCCUUGUCCAAGGACAUGCGGCAGCAGUGGCCGCGGAAAAGGCCGCUCUUGCAUCGGAACUGUCGUCGGAUGACGAAGGCUUCAACGAUUCGUUCGACAGCCCACGGUCGAUCAAGCUCGCAAUUGUUGGCCGCCCGAACGUGGGCAAGUCGACUCUACUCAACAAGAUCGUGCGAGACAAUCGCGUGUUAACAGGCCCCGAACCUGGGGUGACACGCGAUGCAGUCGAAGUCAAGUGGGAGUUCCAGGGUCGCGAAAUCACCCUCGUCGACACGGCCGGGAUUCGCAGAUUUAGCAAGCGCGACCACUCCAACCAAAUUGAGAACCUGUCGGUGCGGGACACAUACGACGCCAUCAGCUCGGCUCAAGUUGUGUGUGUGGUUGUGGACGUGAGCGAAGAGCACUUGAUUCACCUGGACUUGACCAUUGCCCAACGGGUCCUCGAUGAAGGUCGAGCGCUGGUGCUCGUGGCAAACAAGGCCGAUUUGGUCGGCGACGCGGAAGCUGAGAUCGAGCGCAUUCGAAAGGAGCUGGAUGGAUCGCUUGCUCAAGUCCGUGGCGUGCCGAUCGUGUCGAUCUCGGCCCUCAAGGGCAAAGGCAUCCGCAAUAUUUUGCCUGAAGUCGUGGCGGCCCACAAUCGAUGGGAUUUGCGUGUCACAACGGGGCGGUUGAACCGGUGGAUGGCCGCGAUGGAUCGCCAUCACCCGCCACCGACAGUCAAGGGAAAGACGCUCAAGGUCAAGUACAUCACCCAAGUCAAAGCCCGCCCACCGACCUUUGCGCUGUUUGUGAACAAGGCCGAAGACGUCCCAGAGUCGUACCGACGGUGCGUUCAUCGCUAGAAUUGUUGUCGUUGUCCUCUCGGGCUGAAUCGGUCGUAGCUUUCUCCUCAAUCAAUUGCGCACCGAGUUUGACAUGAUUGGUGUCCCUGCUCGCCUCCUCCUCCGUGGAAGCGAAGACAAUCCGUACAAGCGAGGGUACUCCCGCGCCAAACCGACGUCGAGGCGCCCCGCCGUUGCCAAACCAGUACCUUUCGGUGGACGCAACGCGUCUCCCAAGGCUGCUUCGCCCACACGACCGGUGGCCAUCGCGGCAAUCCCCGCGGCGAAGACGCCCUCAAAAAAGGCGAAUGUGGUGCGCGGGACUCACAAGCACAAGAUCCGGAGUUUGUCGCCUGGGGCCAAACCUUCCAAUUCCAAGGGUCGUGCAGCACGUCGGGAGCCUGCAAAGAAGCCGUCUGGCCGAGGCGGUCGUGAUGCACCUACGUCAAGGCCAUCCAAAAAGUCGGGCGGAGGGGGCAUGCAGAAGGGCAAAUCGUCGCGUCGCCACAAGACCGACCGCACCACGUUGCGCGAUCCAUCGGCUAAGAAAGCCUCGAGAUGGAGUGCCAAGAAAAAAGAGAGCAUCAAACGCCACAAUGGCACGCGGAAGCCGCGCACGGGGUAGACCUCCGCAAUGAGCAUGCGACUCAACACUUGGACCAUCCUCCGACGCAACCACAGCCGUUGUGUCACCCUCUGGUACAUGGAAAUGUCGGGCUUGGUAAUCAAUCAUCACGUCGACGGAGAACUUCCUUACGAUCCUGCACAGCUUGCAAUCUGUAUGGGAUUACCAUUCCGAUGUCGAUGUAAAGACUGCGACACGCCGCUGCGGCGGCAUAGAGGUCUGCUUGACGGCUUCGUCAACGCCGUCC